AUGGAUAAGCAAUUAGUCAUGCAGAAGAGGCUUCUCAUGCAAAAACAGCUACUCAUGCAAAAGCAAUUACUACUGAAAAAGCAGUUAAUUAUUCAGAAGCAGUUAAUGAUGCAGAAACAGUUACUUGCGCAGAAGCAGUCGAUGUUGAAUAAGCGAUUGCUCAUGCAGAAACAUUUGCUCACUCCGAAAACAUCAAUCAGGCAGAAGCAACUACCUUUGCAAAAGCAGUCAAUCACGACUAAGCCAUUACUCAUAAAGAUUCCAUCAGCCAUUCAAAAAAAGUUACUCUUACUUAAGCAAUCUAUCAUGAAGAGGCGACUGUUCUUACAGAAAGAGUUGUUCAGGCUGAAAAUGUUACUUAUACAGAAAAAGUCAGCUGCUCAGCAGCAGCCACCCCUGCAGAAGCAGUUAAACAUGAAAAAGGACUUGCUCAUGAAGAGGCGCGCCGACAUUCAGAAGCAUUUACUUAGGCUUGGGAUUAGAAACUACACUUCCAGUGCUGCUGCUAAGCGUCCAAUGCCGUGUACGCCAGAUUCAGAAAUAACAGGUCAUUAAUUGUAGAAAUUAUUCAGUACAUAAUCAUCAAUGGGUAACAUGGGAGCAAGCUAAGUCAUAAACCAAAAGAAUCAAAAUCCACUACAGAUUUUGAAUCCCUUGUAACACAUUGGAGCCAGUCUGCGUAUGUUUAAAUAUAUAGUUAAUGGCUCUGACGUAGGUAUUAUUGUUACGGUAAAUCAUGCGCGGUUUUAAGAAUCCAUUGCUUGUAAAGGUAUUAUACACAGUCAUUGACAUAAUAUUAUACACUAUUUUGUUUAUAAUUCCUUUACAAGCAAUAUCAUCACAAAAAGUGUAUGCAUUUUAGCAUGGGCUCUGUGUAUUACUUCAAAAUGUUGCCUAAAAAGUUUAAUGAGUUCUGUUCAACCAGAAGAAUUACUUGCUGUAAAUACAAUGCAGCGUGAAUUAUUAAGUUAUUUUUUACUAAUAACCCACUAAUUGUAGGGCAUCCAAAAAUUACAUAUUCUAUUUGUGUUUUAUCCCUAAAUCAGUUGAGAGUCUACUUCAGGGAUAGACAACAUUUGGCACUCCAGAUUUUGUGGACUACAUCUUCCAUAAUGCUUUUAUGGCCAUAAUGCUGGCAAAGCAUCAUGGGAGAUAUAGUUCAAAACAUCUGUAACCAAAGGUUGCUUCCCCUGGUCUACUUUAUGAUCUUGUCUGCCCUAUACAAAUUCACAUCAGCCCUGACAUUAUGCUGCUUUGAAUUAACAUAACACCAUUUGAAAGAUAGUAAUUAAAACAUUCUAUUGUGAUGAUGGUCACGUUGAGAUUGCCAUAAAAUAACACAGAAGCCGCCUUAUAUUUAUGUGAGCUACCCAUGACAGCUACAUGGGUUCUCCAUAAAGCAAUGCUUCCAAACCAGAUCUCAAACACACCAAAAGUCCAACAUUUCCCAAUUCUAUUCAAGUGGUGACACUGAAAGUUUCUGGACUCUCAUGACUCUCAUUAAUGUUAAAAAUUCACAUUUUUCUAAAGUGAUAACCAAGUGAAUACAGAGAUAGCCAUGAUGUUGUCUUCAAGAUAACAAACUAACCCAAACUGAUGAACAAAUGACCUAUCAGUACUUAAAUAUGGGACAUGGGUGACAAUCCUGCUGUGCAAAGAGUUUGCAAUGGUUUAAUCAUAGUUCAAUUAUUUUUUUUCAAUUCAACGCAUUACAUUACAGUACAGCAUCUCUGUCACCUGAAACUUAUCUUUCUCUUAUUGUUCCCUCUUCUCUUUUACAAUCUGUUAUUUUCUGAUCUGGUUCUCCUUAAAACACAAACAAAUUAGGGACUUUGUAUAAUUUUUCCCAUGAUUGAGAAUUUUAACAGAGGGUGGAGCUCUAGGCCAGCUUCUCUGCCUUCCUUAAUUAACAAAGUAAAGCUUGUCUUAAGCUCCACCCUUUGUCAAGAUUCUCAAGUGUAGGAAAAAUACAUAAGAGAAAGUAGUCCUUAUUUUGUUUCAUGUUUUAAAGAGGAUUAGAUCAGAAAUUAUAAAACUAACAGAUUCUGAAAGAGGAAGAGAAGAGGAAACGAUGGGAGAGAGGUGAGUUUCAGUUGACAGAGACACUUUAACUUGUGAUCAUUGCUUAUUGAUAUGACGUAUUCUAUAAAUGUUAAUGAAAAAUGUUCAUUCGUUGAAUGCGUGAAUAAUUUACAUUUAGAAGUGCUAAAACUGGCUUCCAAUGUCCUGUGAUAUGGUUUCUGUUUUCAAUGUAGCAGACAAAAGAAAUGGACAUAUUAGUCAGAUACAGACACCACCAGAAUUCUCACAUGAUGCUGCACAUGCAGGACCACCACCGAUGGCUGCCAGUUCUGCACAUAAGGUAAGAGUCAAUAGGCAAAUAUAAUAGGUAGUACAGGUAAUUUACAUAUUAUGUAUAUUUUUAUCUAUGAAAUUGUGGCUACAUAUAUAUAUGCAGCUCUCUAAUCAGGCGAUUUAGCUGACCACCUGAGGCCUCGUGGCCGCCUAAAUCGCCUCAGGGUAGAAUGAUCUGUUGGGUCCUUGGUGCAUGACGGAGGGUCCAACAUCAGGAGGGGGCUCGGUGGCACCUCUGGUCUGCAGCUCUGCCAGUGUGAGCUGCAGACCAUGUGAUGGAGGAUCUCCUAGAGCAUUGCCGUGGGUUACCACUGAGCUUGCAAGAACCCUAUCACAUGGUCUGCAGCUCACAUCCAACAGAGCUGCAGAUUGGAGGACAAGCCCACCGAACAACCAGGGAAUAAGGAACUUAAAAAAAAAAGGUAUGUAAGCCUCCACACAGCUUGCCCCCACUGUCACCCCCACCACUAUGCCCCCACACCAUGCUCUAUACCACUGUGCCCCCAACGCCAUACCCCAUACCACUAUGACCCCCGCACCCUGCCCCCAACUACUGUCACCCCCACUACAGUCACUACCACACCCUGCCUCUCACACCCUUUCUACACACUGCCCCCCUAUAAUGUGACCUUUCUACACACUGUUUCCCCCAUACAGUCACUUUUCUACACACUACCCCCUAUACUGUCACCUUCCUACACAUUGGCACCCCACACUGCUCCCACUAUACUGUCACCUUCCUACACACUGUCCUACUCUUCCAGCCCACAGGUAAGAGGCCGGGAGAGGUGGGUAAGCCCAAUUGAAUUAAACUGCUCACCCCCCAGCACUUAUCCAACACUAGAUGCAUAACAGACACUACAUCCACUGCACAGAUACUACAAAGAAACUGCAUCCACUACACAAACACUGCACGCACUACACACACUGCAUACAGCCACUGCAUCCACUACACACACUGCCUCCACUAUACACACACACAGAUAACGUAUUCAAUACACACACUGCAUACAAUACACACUACAUCCAUAACACAAAAACAGACACAGAAUCCACAACACACACACACACUCUGCAUCCACUACACACACACAUGCACACACACAUAAAACAUUCACUACAGACACUUCAUCCACUACACAAAUAGACAUUGUGUUCACUACACACACUGCAUAACAUAAUGGAUGCUGUGGUGCUUUUGGUGUGGAGGGAGGAGGGGGGCAGCAUUUUAUCCUUGGACCCAGGCAGCACAAUGUCUUGGACCGGCCCCGCAUUAAGAAAUAUUUUACGGCUGCAUUUUUUAAAAAAUAUUAGACAAAAAGCAUCCUGAAAGCACAGUAAACACUCCGGCUCAUUGUUGGUGGUUAUGGGUUUGUAGGUGUAUGAGUCAGUUUUCUGCCAAUCCAUAUUGUAUACACAGCUUCUUUUUAUAGACAAGCUAUAGUGCUUAUCAAAAUGUGAUAAUGCUGUUAGCAUGUUUCAUGAUAAUUGCGUUCCAGUAAAAUACGUAUAAAGAGCAAAUUAUGUGAAUAAAAACUCCUCACUGAGAAAACCAUGGAUGUAUAGAAUGGGUUGCUAGCAGGCCACAGUCUCCAAUAAUUUAGAGGACUGUUCUGUUAUAAAAUAACUUUUUUUUUUUCCCUUUCUUCAAAUGUUUAGUUUUGUCCUUAACUUUUUAUUUAGCCUCUUCUAUACUUGUGUUAAUUGUGUUAUGGUUUCUGUUUCAGAAAUCACCAUUAACACCAGAGCAGACAAUUAAUUUAUACAUGCACCAACUGACAGCCUUUGAACAAAGUGAAAUUUUUAACUACACUGAAAUAUAUUUUAUUGGUCCCCGUGCAAAAAAACAUCAAGGAGUAAUUGGAGGCCGAAAUAAUGGUGGCUAUGAUGAUAAUGAGCAUUUAUACAUUCCAGUGCUCCGUGACCAUAUCGCUUAUAGAUACGAAGUCCAGCAGGUUCUCGGCAGAGGAAGCUUUGGACAAGUCGUGAAGGCAUAUGAUCACAAGCUUCACCAUCACGUGGCUAUAAAAAUGAUACGAAACCAAAAGCUAUAUCACCAACAAGCUGCACAAGAGAUCCGAAUCCUUCAACAUCUGAGGAAUCUGGAUAAGCAUGACACCAUGAACAUUAUUCAUAUGCUUGAAAACUUCGUAUUCCGCAAUCAUGUCUGUAUUGUGUUUGAGCUUCUUGGCAUGGACCUCUAUGAAGUAAUAAAGAAGAACAACUACCAGGGUUUGAGCUUGCCAUUAGUCAAAAAUGUUGCACGUUCAAUUUUACAGUGCUUGAAUUCACUGCACAAAAAUAGAAUAAUUCACUGUGACCUUAAACCUGAUAACAUCUUACUGAAGCAACACACUAGCAGUGACGUUAAGGUUAUAGACUUUGGUUCAAGCUGUUACAACUAUCAGCCCCUCUCUACAUAUGUCCAGACUCGAUAUUAUCGAGCACCAGAAGUCAUCUUAGGUGGUAACUGUGCAAUGCCCAUAGAUAUGUGGAGCUUGGGUUGCGUACUUGCAGAAAUAUUGACUGGCUAUCCACUUAUCCUUGGGGUAGAUGAAGGUGACCAGCUUGUAUGCAUGAUGGAACUAUUGGGUAUGCCACCAGAAAACCUACUCAAUUCAUCAGAAAGAGCCAGUAAAUUUUUCACCUCUGUAGGACACCCUCGUUAUUGCCUUCGUAGAUGCCUGUCAGACCGUUUAGUGCUACUAAAAGGAAAACACUCUAGAAAGGGAAAUUUCCGUGGACCUCCUGGAAGUAGAGAAUUUGUGAGUGCACUCAUGGGCUGUGAGGAUCCCCUGUUCCUAGACUUUUUAAAGCAGUGCUUAGAAUGGGAUCCUGAACUGCGUAUGACACCUAGUCAGGCUCUGCAACAUCCAUGGCUACGGAGAAACAUGACAACUUAAGAUCGAUUUCCAAAUGCUCUGCGGCAAAAAGAAAGACCAAUCUCUGACACCAAACCUAAUGAACAGAGCAAUCGAUAGUAUUUCCAAAGCUGUUUGGACAUUAAUAUACCC
Molecule: messenger RNA, 5369 nt
Organism: Pelobates cultripes (western spadefoot toad)
Lineage: Eukaryota; Metazoa; Chordata; Amphibia; Anura; Pelobatidae
Source: the annotation of a GenBank genome assembly